AUGGUGCGGAUCCUUGGUGCUCUGGUCGAGGGCAUGCUCUGGUUUCGGUUACUGUUGCUGUGCGUCGUGGAGUUGGAGCUGGGAGCCGGGCUUUCUACUUUCCAGGGUUUCUAUCUUCCACCUGCGAACGGGUCGCUUCUCGCACCUGCCCGGAGGACAGACGGGGUCGUGCGGACCAUUGACCGGAUUUACCACGGAGGAGGGAAGGUGGGCUACCUGCUGUACCUGGAUGGGAGCCGGUUUCAGCUGGACAUGGAGCGGGACGAGUCGGUGCUGUCGCAUCACUUGAGCCCUCAGUAUGUGCUCGCUAUGAUGGGGGAGAGCCCUGCUCCUUUGCAGCGGGAAUGUGUGUACCGCGGGACGGUGGACUCCAACCCGGAGUCCCUGGCCGUCUUCAACCUCUGCGGCGGGGGUCUCGGGGGCUUCUUCGCCGUGGACCACGCGCGCUACACCAUCACGCCUAUCAUCAGGGCUAAGGGACAUGAGCACGACGUGCGCGCCCUGCAGGACAAGGACGCGGAGAGCGCGCUCCACGUGUUCACGCGCGAGAGUUUCAGCUUCGAGGCCAUGCGCGAGGGGGGCGAGAGCUGUGGGACGCGCGACGGGCGCAGAGGACGCAGGGAUGCGGCGGGGAAACGCCGGCAAAGAGGGCUCGGAAAGGGGAGGCGGGACAAAGAGAGGCUCGCAGAGGAAAGCACGGAUGACCACGGCGCGCGCGGGCGAACACAGUGGAGCCGGUUCGCCAAGGCGCCUGCUCCGGAGCGCGGAGCGCGGGGCAAGAGGUCGGUGUCUCGCGCCAGACACGUGGAGCUGCUUCUGGUGGCCGACGACACCAUGACCAAGAAAUACGGCAAGGACUUGAACCACUACCUGCUCACACUGGCCUCCAUCGCCUCCAAGCUGUACGGGCACGCGAGCAUCGAGAACCCCAUCAGGCUGUCGGUGGUGAAAGUGACCGUGGUCACUGAGAAGGAGAAGGGGCUCGAGGUGACCAAGAACGCGGCGUCGACCCUGAAGAGCUUCUGUAAGUGGCAGAACCAACAAAACCCGCUCGACGACGACCACCAGAACCACCACGACGCCGCCAUCCUCUUCACCAGGCAGGACCUCUGUGGCCACCACUCCUGCGACACCCUGGGCAUGGCGGACGUCGGCACCAUCUGCUCUCCAGAGAGAAGCUGCGCCGUCAUCGAGGACGACGGGCUUCACGCUGCGUUUACUGUCGCACAUGAGAUAGGUCACCUGCUUGGUUUGUCUCACGACGACUCCAAGUUCUGCGAGGAGCGCUUCGGAGUGAACAGCGACAAGCGGCUCAUGUCCUCAAUCCUGACCUCCAUCGACGCCUCCAAACCCUGGAGCCGCUGCACCUCGUCUACCAUCACGGACUUCUUUGACGAUGGCAACGCCGAGUGUCUACUGGACUCUCCUCGCCUGCCCCUCUUGGGCCCAGAGGAGCUCCCGGGGCAAAGCUACGACGCCGUCCGCCAGUGUCGCCUGGCCUUCGGCCCCGAGUACACGGUCUGCCCGGGGAUGGACGUGUGCGCCCGCCUGUGGUGCGCCGUCAUUCGCCAGGGACAGAUGGUGUGUCUGACCAAGAAGCUGCCGGCCGUGGAGGGGACGCCGUGCGGGAAGGGACGCAUCUGCCUGCAGGGAAAGUGUGUGGACAAGACCCGCAAGAGACACUACUCGGCGUCCAACCACGGCAGCUGGAGCUCCUGGGGUCCAUGGGGUGCGUGCUCUAGAACUUGCGGAGGCGGGGUGCAGUUUGCCCAACGCUUGUGCAACAACCCGCCGCCCCGGAACAACGGCCGCUUCUGCACGGGGAAGAGAGCAAUCUAUCGGUCCUGCAACGUCACGCCAUGUCCAUCAUCCAAUAAGAGUUUCCGGCAGGAGCAAUGUGAAGUACGCAACGGGCCCCAGACGGAUCCUAAAGGGGUGAAGACGUUUGUUGAGUGGGUGCCCAAGUACGCAGGAGUCCUCCCUAAAGAUGUGUGCAAGUUGACCUGCAGAGCAAAAGGAACAGGAUACUAUGUGGUGUUCUCUCAGAGGGUGAUAGACGGGACAGAGUGUCGUCCUUACAGCAGCUCGGUGUGCGUGAAAGGGAAGUGUGUACGGACGGGCUGCGACGGCAUCAUCGGCUCCAAGCUCCAGUUUGAUAAGUGUGGUAUAUGUGGAGGCGACAGCACGGGAUGUAUACGCAUCGUGGGCAACUUCACCAAGAAGAGUAAGGGCUACACUGACGUGGUGAAGAUCCCUGCAGGCUGCACCCACAUCAAGGUUCGUCAGCACAAGGCCAAGGACCAGACCCGCUACACCGCCUACCUGGCCCUGCAACGGCCCAACAACGAGUACCUCCUAAACGGCAAGUUCAUGAUCUCCACCUCCGAGACGAUCAUCCCACUCAACGGUUCUGUGCUCAACUACAGCGGCUGGAGCCAGAGGGACGAGUGGCUUCACAGCAUGGGGCCCGGGGCCCUCAAAGAAGCCUUGGUGGUCCAGAUUCUAGCGACAGAUGCUAAAAAGCCCCUGGAUGUUCGUUAUAGCUUCUUCAUGCCCCGCCGGACAGCACCACAGCAGCGGACAGCACCACAGCAGCCGUCAGCUCCGCUCAUCCCCAACCCAAAGUCCACCUCUACACAGAGCACCACAACCACGACGAGAACCACCACCACCACCACCACCACCACCAGUAGCACCACGACAUCUUCCUCCGCUCCCCCUGUCCUGGUCCCAAGGCCACCGACAGCUCCAGGUCCCUCCACCCCAACCCCGGGGCCCCACUGGGUAACGGGGGCCUGGAUGACCUGCUCCAGGACUUGUGACACUGGCUGGCAGAGCCGGACGGUGCAGUGUAAGGACCAGGAUGGGAAACUAUCCAAGGGCUGCACGUUAGGUGCCCGACCCUCCGCCUUCAAACACUGUCUGGUGAAGAAAUGUUGAGGCGGCAGGAGAGGGGAAAUGAUUCGCGAGACAAUAAACAAUUCAUAGGAACACGUUUAAUCUGUACAUCUGAUGAAAGGUCUCAAGUGCUGGAUGUAGGACUAUGGACCAAUGAAUUUAAGAACCUUUAACAGGACUGUGAAUGUUGGCUAAAAGCGCCUGGACCAGAUGCACAGAGACUCAGACAGAUGGUCAUGGAUGUACCUGACUGUGUGUCCUGAAAUCAUAGUAGCUAUGCAGAGCAAGAGAGGACAGCGUCCAUGUGAUAGUGACAUCGCCCUGGCAUAGCUGAGGACUUAAAUUGCAUGUCAUUUCCACAUGGACAGUAACUGAUUGUCUUUACUUCGGUCUCCAUACUCUAGAGGCUUAGUGUGUGUGUGUUGCCCUGUAAUGGCAUGCCUGUCAUGUUUUUUUUUUAUGCUAUUCCAUUUGUUCUAAUCACUGUGGGGAUUUGGAUGUCGCACCCCCUUUGUGUGUCCGAGACAGCGAUGGGAACGGGUGGGAAGCACUCGUUAUUACCUUGUCGUCAUUUUGACCCAAACCCCUAGCCCUGCCCCACGUCCGUCAUACUACGUCCCGUAUGACUCCCGUAACUUGGACAUUUUAGUCAAUGAACUGCUCCGAAAGUGUGUUACGGGCAGAAUGUAGAAAAGACGACCUCACUGGAUUGUAGGCAAUGUUUGUAGCAAGACACCAAGAAAUGUAUGUUCCAUUUUAAUUCAAAGAUUGACAGGCUGUCUUUUUCCACCUACCAAUAUUCUUCCUGUUAAGGUUUUUUAUGAGCCACUCUGACCGAAAUGUCCAAGUUACAGGAGACGUACAUACGUAUGCAGGUCCUGGAUCAGGGCUACACAUAUGCCCCGACUAGAAGUGCUCUGCGCUUUCAUUUGAAUGAUUUGUCCGGCUGAAAACCGAGAAGCAGCACAAGAAGAAGGGAAGACUGAUCAUAAACUAUUUCCCGUAGUGGUGACCGACGAUGAAUGGCUAAACCCAGACAUUUGGUUAAUAAACUGUUCAUGUUAUUAGAAGGUUUCUCGGCUCCGCAACAACUCUGUAAGAAAGUUUAUCCUGAAGACACGAGUCACCUGUUCAGCGUAUUAACAGCAGCAAUGUGCGAUGGAAUGGAAAGGGAGUGUACGGUGGCCCUUAGAGGACAAACUUUACAACAGUUAAAUUGACAAAGGAGCAAAGAAACCACGACACUUCAUACAUUUAUGGAGGUUAAUGAUGACUCACAGGUCUGGGGCAAUGCACGACUUUUGGUGCUUGUGUGUGUGUGUGUGUGUGUGUGUGUGUGUGUGUGUGUGUGUGUGUGUGUGUGUGUGUGUGUGUGUGUGUGUGUGUGUGUGUGUUAGAGCUGCAACUAACAAUUAUUUUGAUAAUCGAUUAAUCUUCGAUAAUCGAUUAUCAAAAUAGUUGCCCAUUAUUUCUCUGUCGGUCGACCAAUCAAUUAGACUAAUCAAUUAGUCGACUAAUCGUUGCAGCUCUUGUGUGUGUGUGUGUGUGUGUGUGUGUGUGUGUGUGUGUGUGCGCGCGUUAUGUGCACGUUCAUGUACCAGGCCUGUGUUUUAAGCACAUACAGUAUGUACCAUGAACACUCUCAGUUCCGUUUGUAUCAGUCAUUAUGCUGGUGCUGGGAGGUUUACGACCCUCGUGUUUUAUUGUGGAGGUCAAUAUCUGUUUGUUUGUCUGUUUAUCUGUUUAGGAAGCGAUGCUUAUACGACAAUGUGUGCCCUGGAUACUCGCAACGACAGCAAGGGAGAUACUAAUGCAGUCAUUAAUGUCCUUUUGCAAUUCAACUCUUUCUUUUCAUCACUCAUUCUCUUUUUACUGCUUUACAUCGUGUAUUUACAAAUGAUUGUUUUGAUCUGUUUCCAACCCUGAUGGGUGGGAAUGGUUUUCAACUAUUCAGAUUGUGCCACAGAAGUGAUGAUUUUAAAGGGUCAGUUCACCCAAAAUACAAGCAUUUGUUUUAAGAUCUGGUGGAUGAAUGGGAGUUCCUUUGUGUUGACAGCUUUGAAAAUAUACAUUGUAACUCCAGAAACCUCGGAUACUUCAGACCUCACUGUCAACAAUUACUUUCUGCUGAAGAAAUAGUCCCAGUGACUACUGGGGGACACUGAUUCUGGAAAGUCAUGUUGCCUUCAUGGGAAAUAAGCGUAUUAAUUUUCUUGCUGAGAAAUAGACAAGAAGAUUGAUGCCACUCUCAAGCCUGGUAGGAAAUGGUUAGCAUAGCUUAGCAUCAAGACUUGAAGAAAGGGAAAACAGCUCUGUCCAAAGAUUUAAAAUACGCCUUCAGACAUCUCUUAAUUAACAUGUGAUAUGGGGUUUGUUUAAUCUGUACAAACACUGAAGUGUAAAAAGGACAAUUUGCCUGUUUUAAUGCGAAGCUCACAGGCUGCCACGUCUAACUCUGUAUUGAACGGACGAGUGUGUGGUUUCAAUCUUCUUGUCUCACUCUCAACAAAGUGAGACAAUAAACUAUAACUAAGCGAAAAACAAAACUAUCAGCAUCAUAGAUACCACUAGGUUUAAGUUUGGAAAUAUGCUUUUUAUUUUAUUUGGGAGAACCCAUUUAAUCAAGGAUGCAUUUAGAGUGUAGACAUUACAUCUCAAAUGGACUUAGUUUACAUUUCCACCUGUGCGUACCCCACCCAUCUGGCGCCUUCAGAUACAUGACCCAGGUCAACAUACCACUCACAACGUUCUCUCUUCUGCCCUCACACAUUCAGAUUUAUUUACACAAUGUAGACAUUUUUGUACAAUAACUAGAUCUUUCAUAUAUGUGUUAGUAUUCAACCAUAUUUACACAGAAAUGUACUCAUACAAACACAUUGGAACAAUCCACCAGUUACAGCAAUUGAGUAUUUCAGAAACCCUCACACACACUCCACACACACACUCAUACACACAACCUACUCUGACUCUUCCAGGGGGGAAACCCCUACCGCUGAACGACAGAAACACAGCACUGAACUUGUAAUUUAUUGUUUGUACAACUGGUAUGUGAAUAAAAAAACAAUGAGAUGAGUUUUAUUUAUUAUAGUAAUUUUGUAUCAAAUUACUAUUUAACUUAGGAAUAUGACAGAAUCAUUCCUUUGUAAGAAUAUAGUGUUUCUUUUCUAGUCAUCCACAUGAAUAUAUGUACAUAAAAUCUAUAUAUUUAAAUA
Cottoperca gobio is the source of this 6110-nucleotide messenger RNA. RefSeq names its product ADAM metallopeptidase with thrombospondin type 1 motif, 5 (aggrecanase-2) (gene adamts5). Gene Ontology annotation, biological process: proteolysis; extracellular matrix organization. The transcript is spliced from 8 exons. Lineage: Eukaryota; Metazoa; Chordata; Actinopteri; Perciformes; Bovichtidae. The record is from RefSeq and is a predicted model, not a curated record. Gene Ontology annotation, molecular function: zinc ion binding; metalloendopeptidase activity. The coding region runs from base 1 to 2940 and encodes 979 amino acids.